AUGUUCGCCGGCUUCUCCCUUCGGACGGCUUUGACGGCCUUGCUCGUCUUGGGCACAGCAACGUCCUCGGUCCUUGCGAGCGAUCCCUGUGUGCCGAGAGAUGAAGACAAAGAUUGGGUUACGGUCUGGGGCGCCAUGCCACAGCUGACUGAACCCCAUAACUUGCCUCCGGUGCCCUUUAACGAGACAGGACGCGUCUUCCACGACAGCACGAUCCGCCAAACCGUCAAGGCAUCGCUGGCCACAUCGACUCUCCGUCUGGAGAUCAGCAACGCCUUUGGCGGCUCCGACCUCCCCAUCACCGCCGUCUCCGUGGCCCUCCCGGUAGACCCGUCCCGAGCCGGCGGUAGCGCCAUCCAACCCAACACGGCGCAGGAGGUGACCUUCUCGGGCUCCCGCUCCAUCAUCGUCCCCCAGGGCGCCCUGGUGCUCUCCGACCCCAUCGACAUCGCCGUCGAGUCCGAGUCGAUCCUCGCCAUCAGCAUCUACCUCGCCGACGGCCAGACCACCAACGACCUCACCUCGCACCCGGGCAGCCGCACCACCUCCUGGCUCGUGCACGGGAACCACGUCGCCGACGCCGACUUUAACAACGCCACCCCGUCGGACCACUGGUACCUCAUCUCCGCGCUGGAAGCCCCGCUCAACACCCCCGGCGCGGACGAGGAGGCCGCCACCAUCGCCAUCAUCGGCGACUCCCUCACCGACGGUCGUGGUUCUACCACCAACGCCAACAACCGCUGGCCCGACCAGCUCCUCGCCCGCCUCAACGCCGACAACAACGCCACCACAUCGGCCCGCCGCCCGGCUAUCGCGAUCCUGAACCAGGGCGCCGGCGGCAACCGCGUCCUCGCCGACGGGCUGGGCCCCAACGCCAUGGCCCGCAUCGACCGCGACGUCCUCUCGCACCCGGGCGUGCGCUACGUCCUCUUCUUCAUCGGCGUCAACGACAUCGGCACCGCCGCCGCCGAGCCGGGCCCGCAGGCCGUUGUCGGGGACCGCCUCGCGCAGGCCUUCCACCAGAUGGCUACCCGGCUGCGGCGCCACGGGCUUGCCGUGUUCGGCGCGACGCUGACGCCCAUGUCUGGCCCGGGCCAGGCGUACGGCCACCCGGAGCGGGAGAAGACGAGGCAGGGGCUCAACGAGUGGAUCCGCGCCGCCGAGGGGACGGUGUUCGAUGCCGUGGUGGAUUUUGAUGCUAUGGUGAGGGAUCCGGAGAACCCGGAGACGUUGGCACCGCCUUACAACGAGGGGGAUCACUUGCACUUGAGCCCUAGGGGGUAUCAGGCUAUGGCGGAUGGGUUUGACUUGGAGUUGUUUGCCAGGUUUGCUGGCGCGGGGAGGAGGUUCUAA
Sodiomyces alkalinus F11 is the source of this 1353-nucleotide messenger RNA. RefSeq names its product lipolytic enzyme. The transcript has 2 exons. The record is from RefSeq and is a predicted model, not a curated record. NCBI's taxonomy places the organism in Eukaryota, Fungi, Ascomycota, Sordariomycetes, Glomerellales, Plectosphaerellaceae. Bases 1 to 1353 code for a protein of 450 amino acids.